AUGGCCACCGUUCCGUUCUGUCAUAACCCGUUAACGUUUCAUGCACCCGAAACGUUUCGGUUUCUGUCCGAUUCGAAUUCUCUUUACGAGUCUUUUUCCAGCAAAACCCACUUCUCGGUUUCUUCUGUUUCGUUCCCAAACCAGCUUAACAUCUUCAACCCACCAUGUCAUACCAAUGUUUCGGCUGAAAUCCCGAUUUGUGGUGUCAGUGGUAAAGAAUCGGAGUCCCAAACCGGAACUCCUCCGGUUCUUGACGGAAUCGCGGCCGUUGUCGGCCAACAUGUCCUCUAUGGAAGCCAAAAGACUUGUAACGUCCCAACCAAAGGCGAAACGACACAAAUUCCGGAAUUCGGUUACUGUUCGGAGCGUAUCGGUUCAGCCGAAACUUCCAAAAAAGAUGCCGACAACAAGAAAGGUAUUGGAAACCUUUCGGUGCAAAAGAACUACAGGGGAGUGAGGAAGCGUCCAUGGGGAAGGUGGUCGGCGGAGAUAAGAGACCGAAUCGGGAGGUGCCGGCACUGGCUGGGAACGUUCGACACGGCGGAGGAGGCGGCGCGUGCUUACGACGCGGCAGCGAGGAGGCUGAGAGGUGCAAAGGCUCGGACCAACUUUGAAAUCCCAUCAGUGUUUCCGCUCUCCUCACCUUGCUCAUCAUCUUCUUCUUCAGACGCAAAGAGAGUGAUUAGGGGUAAAAAUAAUAUUAAGGGUUUGAAAAGCAAGAGAAAAUGUUCAGUGGUGACUUGUGUGGCUCAUUUGUUUAGUGAGGCUCCAACCCAUCUUAGAAGCCAAGUUAUGGAGAUCAAAGAAAAUGUGGAGCUUGAUUUGAAGCUGGGAGUGAGUGAUAUUGGUAAAACAACCCCAUAA
Prunus dulcis (almond) is the source of this 864-nucleotide messenger RNA. Its product is annotated as ethylene-responsive transcription factor ERF084. Gene Ontology annotation, molecular function: DNA binding; DNA-binding transcription factor activity. Lineage: Eukaryota; Viridiplantae; Streptophyta; Magnoliopsida; Rosales; Rosaceae. Gene Ontology annotation, biological process: regulation of DNA-templated transcription. The transcript has a single exon. The coding region runs from base 1 to 864 and encodes 287 amino acids. The record is from RefSeq and is a predicted model, not a curated record.